AUGUUGAACGGCCGAACUUUACGUGAAACAGUUCUCGAAAGUUCGGCCGUUCAACAUUUAUUACGUGAACAUUUUGUAUCAACAUGGACAUUAGUAGUCGAUUUAAAAGCAAUUAUUUCAAAUCAAUUAAAUGAUACUAUUAAAGACUCUCAACGUGCUAAACAAGCAGUUGAUAAUUAUUCAUUUCCUGUUCAAUCAAUGAUUCAACAAAUCGAUGGUACUGUUAUUAGUAAAGUCAAUGCAAAUGAUUUAUUAAAUGUAGAUUCAACAUCUGAACAAUUUCUAAAUAUAAUUUCUGAUGGUAUUGAUACUGCAACAAAACGAUACAUUCAAUUUUUAGAGCAAGCUCUUAAUCGACAAAAAUAA
Adineta steineri is the source of this 366-nucleotide messenger RNA. NCBI's taxonomy places the organism in Eukaryota, Metazoa, Rotifera, Eurotatoria, Adinetida, Adinetidae. The record is from the annotation of a GenBank genome assembly.